GGUCCUUUCAACUCCAACGUUUGGCUCCUCUCCAAAUUUUGAGCCUAUUACUCCGGGGAGUAAACUUGUUGCAUAGUGCUGUUAAUGCAACAUUGGCUACCCGACCGAUGCAUGAGAUUACCUUUUCAACCAUCCAUAAGCCUAAACUCCUUAGUCAGCUUACUUCCCUGCUUAGUGAGCUUGGAUUGAACAUUCAAGAGGCUCAUGCUUUCUCCACUGCCGAUGGGUUUUCUUUGAAUGUCUUUGUUCUUUGAAAAUAAAAUCUGUCUCGAACAAACCUGCCACCAUGAGUACCAAGAAGUAUACGCCUGAUGAUCAGGAAUGGCCGAGUGAUCUCCCUGAGCAUUUUGUUGAUAUUGGUAAAGACUGGAGAAACACACCUUUCAUCAUCCGCCCUGCUGCGUAUCAAGGACUCUUAGAUCUGUGUUGGGCAGUUUGCAUUAAUCGAUCUGUGGAGUCAGCUUUUAAUCUUCUAGAUGAUGGGAGAGAACCCGUGAGGCUUUCUGCACAACACCUGGUUAACGGUGUCCAUAAACACGAGUCUGGGCACAUUACCCAUUUCGAUGGUGUAAGAGACUUCAUGAAGCGGCAUGGGAUGGUCCCUGAGGCAUCUUGCCCAUGGACAGGGAAGGUAGAUAAAGAGCUGGGAUGCACUCACAAACAUGUAGAUGAAGAAUCUGUGUAUAAGGUUAAUGACCUGGUUUUGUUGAAAAAGAUCUCAUCUUGAUUCUCCAGAACCAGCCGAUUCUUGCGGUGAUGCAAUACUGCACUGAACUAGAAGAUCACCGAGAGGGUAUAUACGAUGGCCCUGGACGGAGUACAUCAAACACGAAGUCAGCCAAAAAGAUGCGGAGGUCUAGGCUCCAUGUCGUGGAAGUAUUGGGUUACAAUACCGAUACCGCUGGAGACACAGAAGGCAAGCACUAUUGGCUUGUGCAAAUGGCCUCGGGAACAGAAUGGUGUAGGCAAAGUAAUGAGGCAAAUCAGCAGAAAGGAAGACAAGUCCCUAUUCGUUAGCGCCUUGUACCCGAACGUUGGUUUGAGAGAGGCUUGAUCGGUGAGGAUGGAUUGACACAUUUAAAGAUCUCAUAAGAUUUUUCUUUUUUUUUUUUUUUUUUUUGUAUAACAAAAUUUCAGUAAGACAUUAACUCUUUUGUAAGUGAUAGAAGGGUGUCUAAUUAGCAUUUGAUAAAAGUCAAUAUGAGUUUAAGCGCACUUAAUUGUAAACUUUGAGAAAAGAAUAAAAAAAGCUCAACAAGAGGUAAAUAAAAA
Messenger RNA from Brassica napus (rape), 1272 nucleotides. RefSeq lists its product as uncharacterized. Gene Ontology annotation, molecular function: cysteine-type peptidase activity. Lineage: Eukaryota; Viridiplantae; Streptophyta; Magnoliopsida; Brassicales; Brassicaceae. Bases 287 to 727 code for a protein of 146 amino acids. Gene Ontology annotation, biological process: proteolysis. The record is from RefSeq and is a predicted model, not a curated record. The transcript is spliced from 6 exons.